AUGCCCUUGAAUCGCCCAUCUAUGCAUCGCCCAGCCGACACCCGAGCAAACCAGCCUUUGCUCAAGGAUGACCACAGAGGGCGACUGUCAAACGCCAGCCUAGGCCAUGGGGAGGCAGAGGGCAGGCCCAUGCUACACCAUUCGCGACGGCCCACAAUCAGGGGUGUGAGCCCGGAGCGCAAUGCGGAGCAGGAGACUCGGCGCAAGUACAUGAUCGCGUCCGGAUUCCUGUUGUUGAGUCUGGCUAGUUUCGUGGUGCAGACGGAGACCGCGGUAUAUAUUCAGCACGAGCUGCACUGGGAUAAACCGUACUGCAUGCUCUAUCUUACACACGGUUCUUGGUCCCUACUCUGGCCGGCACAACUCCUCAUCCUCCGAUUGCAACAGCGUAAACUCUCAUGGACAGCGUUCUGGCGACGCCAUGUCUAUCUCCUUCGGACGACAGCCAAGAUGGUGGAAGCUCAAGAUCUACACCUCACUUCUCGCGACUCCCAGCGAUCACCGGUUCGAUACAUGCUUAAAACGACCGCAUUUGUCACCACCGCCCUCACCAUAGCCGGUGGCUCUUGGUAUGUCGCGGUCAACAUGACAACGGCCAGUGACUUGACCGCGAUCUACAACUGCUCCGCCUUCUUCGCCUAUGCGUUCUCCAUACCCCUGCUCAACGACAAGCUUCGCUUUGACAAAGUGUUUGCCGUCGUAGUAGCGAUUGUCGGAGUUCUGGUCGUCGCUUAUGGAGAUAGGGACGAAAGCAAGAAGACUGCAGAUGGUACGGUCGGCAAAGCGCAUGAUGAGGCAGAAAAUAGACUCUUCGGGAACAUCAUUAUCGGAGUUGGCAGUGUGCUCUAUGGGUUGUACGAGGUGCUCUACAAGAGAUAUGCUUGCCCUCCAGAGGGCACGAGUCCCGGCCGGAGCAUGAUCUUUGCCAACACUUUUGGCAGUCUCAUUGGGUGCUUCACCCUUCUUGUUCUCUGGAUUCCACUGCCCAUUCUCCAUAUACUGGGCCUGGAAACGUUCCGCUGGCCUACUGGCGAAGCUGCAUGGAUGCUUAUGAUCUCUGUCCUUGCUAAUGCUAGUAAUGUACGUGCUAACAAAGUGUUCCUCAAAUUAGCAUUCUCCGGCUCCUUCCUGGUUCUCAUCUCGCUCACUUCUCCCGUCCUUUCAUCUGUAGCAGCGCUGCUUACCAUCUUCCUCGUCGCCAUCGCCGACUGGCUCCGAACCGGCCAGCCUCCCUCCGCCGCGGCUAUCAUCGGCGGUAUCCUUAUCAUUGGUGCCUUCUUCCUGCUAAGUUGGAGCACAUACCGAGAAAUGAACGAAGAGCGCAAGAAGAGCAUGGCAAAUGACCAGUCCGAGUCCGACCUCGAUGAAUAG
Messenger RNA from Aspergillus vadensis CBS 113365, 1371 nucleotides. RefSeq lists its product as uncharacterized. Bases 1 to 1371 code for a protein of 456 amino acids. Gene Ontology annotation, biological process: intracellular calcium ion homeostasis. The record is from RefSeq and is a predicted model, not a curated record. The transcript has 3 exons. Lineage: Eukaryota; Fungi; Ascomycota; Eurotiomycetes; Eurotiales; Aspergillaceae. Gene Ontology annotation, cellular component: endoplasmic reticulum membrane. Gene Ontology annotation, molecular function: enzyme regulator activity.